AAUUUGGUGAGAUAUUUGGGAUUUCUGAUAAAUUGAAUUGAUAUUUCUCUUUGGGUUGAUGCAUUUGUUUUGAUUUCUGGAUCCUCUUGGCUGAUUUUCAAGUUUUGAUUUUUUUCCUCAUGACGUGUUUGUUCGUGUCUGUCAGGUUCUUUUGUUUUUUGUUUUUUUUUUCCUGGAUAUUUAGUGGGCUGGGCGGGUAGAUAUCUGUUUCAGUGUGUGUAAGGUAUUUAUUGAGUGGAACAUUAUGCACUUUUUUACCUCUAAUUUAAAUAAUUCUGUCGCAUCCCAGAAAAUCAAAGUAUAUAAAGGUUCAAAGGGGAGUACUAGCAGUGGAAGUUGUUACUUUACAUGCGGCCCUUUUUUAUUUGCUUGUAAUUAGUUGUUCCUUUUUGAGGCAUUUAUGUCAAUUACGCUGUGGAGUUGAAAAAAUAAUUCUAAAAUAAAAGUUUUGGUUUUUGUCGAAUUUCUCUCAUUGAAAGUUGAGUUUAUGAUGCUAAUUUGUGGCACAGGCACUUGAUAGUUAUUGGUUAUUGAGGCACUUGAUAGAUAUUGGUUAUUGAGAGCAAAUUGUUUAAGGCAUUAAUGGGACAAUGAAUCAAAACCGUGAAUGUGCCUUUUUUUAUCUAUUUUGUAGCCAUGUGAGAGUUCACAUGAUGCCAGUAUAGAUGGGCCGGAUGAAUGAUGCCCUGCUAGUUGAGUUGCCUUCUUUUUGAAAACUGAGUAUGAGAUUUUUGUCCAAACUCUGCUUUUGGUACCGUUUGCCGUUCCAGAUAGGUUGCUCAAUCAAUGGCUGCCUGUCCUUACCCUUGCCAAUGCAGGAAGUUUAAUAAGCUCAAGACAUGGUUAUUAACAUGGCUUCUGAUUAUCCUAGGGAAUAUGAUGGUGCCUGCCUUCAAAUGAGAUUAUCCUACAGCCCUGCUGCCAACUUCUUUCUUUUUCUUGUCCAGUGGACUGAUUGUCACCUAGCUGGUGCCUUGGGAUUGCUUAGAAUUCUUAUAUACAAGGCUUAUGAGGAUGGAAAGACAACCAUGUCUAUUUAUGAAAGAAAGGCUAGCAUAAGAGAGUUUUAUGGGGUGAUAUUUCCUUCUUUAAUGCAACUUGAAAGAGGAAUCACUGAUGUAGAAGACAGAAAGCAAAAGGAAAUUUGUGCAAAGUACAAAAAGAAAGAUGAAAUGGACAAAGGAAAGCUCUCUGAAAUUGAUUUAGAGAGAGAGGAAGAAUGUGGUAUUUGCAUGGAGAUUAAUAGCAGAGUUGUAUUGCCCAAGUGCAAUCAUGCAAUGUGUAUGAAGUGCUAUCGAGAUUGGCGUACGCGCUCUCAAUCAUGUCCUUUCUGUCGAGACAGUCUCAAGAGAGUCAACUCAGGUGACCUUUGGAUCUACACCAGCAACAAUGAGAUCAUUGACUUGUCUUCAAUCACUAGACAGAAUUUGAAAAGACUGUUCAUGUACAUUGAUAAGUUGCCACUCAUUGUUCCUGAACCAAUGUUUGUUUCUUACGACCCUCGUUACCGGUGAGGGUCUGGAAAAGUUUGCAUAAAGUUCCGGUUGCUUGUAUAUGAUUCUUGCUUCCCCUCAUUCAGCAGCACACAUUUCAACAUUGUAUAUAUACCUUGUCAUUCUUAUGCUAUGAUUUUAGAAA
Molecule: messenger RNA, 1638 nt
Organism: Populus nigra (black poplar)
Lineage: Eukaryota; Viridiplantae; Streptophyta; Magnoliopsida; Malpighiales; Salicaceae
Product: E3 ubiquitin-protein ligase AIRP2-like
Exons: 5
Coding region: 840-1514 (224 amino acids)
Biological process (GO): protein ubiquitination
Cellular component (GO): cytosol
Molecular function (GO): ubiquitin protein ligase activity
Source: RefSeq, a predicted model, not a curated record